This is a messenger RNA of Phyllostomus hastatus (greater spear-nosed bat), 4019 nucleotides long. It is a transcript of the gene PHF21A, whose product is annotated as PHD finger protein 21A. The record is from RefSeq and is a predicted model, not a curated record. Gene Ontology annotation, biological process: negative regulation of transcription by RNA polymerase II. The coding region runs from base 1428 to 3491 and encodes 687 amino acids. Gene Ontology annotation, cellular component: histone deacetylase complex. The transcript has 20 exons. Gene Ontology annotation, molecular function: chromatin binding. NCBI's taxonomy places the organism in Eukaryota, Metazoa, Chordata, Mammalia, Chiroptera, Phyllostomidae.
GUGGCACUGUUAGGGGAGGGGUUGGUAUCUAGAUUUGGGCACCGGGGGAAGAAUGUCUCCUUUCAACUUUGUCUGGCUUGCACCCCCAGAGAAGGCCACACGCCGGUUGUGGGGUGCAGAUGUGCCGAGAGUGAUUUCUAAGUAGUUGAGUUGUUGAAAUGAGGAUACGGCUGCUAAUGGUAGGCAGGUUUUGUUUUCAUUGGUGAAUCUAGUGUCAUCAUAUUCUGGUCAUAUGUUGAAAUAUUCUUUGUUUAGGUCUUGAAGUAGGGAAUCUCACUCUGCACGUCCACAUUGUGUUGUUUUUAAAUGUCUCUGCAUGUAUGCCUUUCUAGAAUAUCAAACGUGAGUUAAGGUCCGGGCCUGUGUGGGCCUCGGCACUGGCCUUGACAGUGAACUUUGUGGCUGUGUUUUGGAUUUCAAAGAUUUGCCCUAUAGUGGGGGAGCGAGCUGUUCAUUUUUGUUAAUAGUGUUAGGAAUAUAGAUGCUUUAGCUGGGGACUUUAGAGAAGGAAGAACAUUUAUAUAUUAAUAAUUGAUAGCUGAAUAUUAGAAUCAGAUUAAUUUGGGCUGAUGAAAGUUUUUUUUUUUUUUUUAAAGCAGUGUGCACUCUAGGAAGGAAGCGUUUUCAUAGGCAUACUUUAUAGGGGUUCUUUAGGGCAGGGAGCUGAAAUAUCUCCUUUUAUAGAGGAUACUCAUCAACAUCUGUUGUUUCAUUGAGGGCCUGGUAAAGGGAUUGAAAUUGGGGCUAAGACAUCUAAGUGUACUUUUCAGUGUUUUAUGUUGUUUGUUUACAUUUGGUGUUUACUCAUGUUUGGUCAGUAGAAAUAAAUAGGUCAGCUUUUCUUUUGGUUUUGAAGACUAGCCCCUCCCCCUCUUUGUAAGUUUCACAAUCUACUUGGUUCCACGGUAUUGUAGGAGACUUACUCCAUUUUUACUGGAAAUACUAUUAUGCAUUUUGAUUUUGCUUUGAAGGGUCCACCCUUUUUCCCAUUCAAUCAUCUGGAAGGAGCUGCCUCAGAAAUAUUCUUCUUCUGCUUACAUGAAGAGCUCUAAAUGCUAUCCAGCAGGAGGUGCUACAGCAAGAUAAAGCAAAUCUCUGAAUUUUGAGGGUCUUGCUACUUACGACAGCUCCACUUAGCUUCAACUAAGCAACAGGAUUAACACCCUAAAGUUCCAGAAAGAUUUUGAGGAACAAGAGUGCUGAAGGAGGGCCAGUUUCCCCAAAAUCGGACUUCUCAGAACCUUUAAUAUGCUAAUGUGCAUUGUGAGUCUCCAAGAGGGGGAUAUGAUAUGCAGCAUUCUUGAAUACUUCUAAUGACAGGGAGCCCACUACCUCAUAAGCUGCAGUGAGAAGAGGAGUUUGUUAUUUUAAACGGAGGCUGAAGAAACUGUAGAAUUAGACAUAAGAGAAAGUGGAGAAGGUAGAGGAUGGAGUUGCAGACUCUACAGGAAGCUCUUAAAGUGGAAAUUCAGGUUCACCAGAAACUGGUUGCUCAAAUGAAGCAGGAUCCACAGAUAUUUUUUCUUUCCAAUCAGAAUGCUGAUUUAAAGAAACAGCUUCAUGAGCUCCAAGCCAAAAUCACAGCUUUGAGUGAGAAACAGAAACGAGUAGUUGAACAGCUACGGAAGAACCUGAUGGUAAAGCAAGAACAACCAGACAAGUUCCAAAUACAGCCAUUGCCACAAUCUGAAAACAAACUACAAACAGCACAGCAGCAACCACUACAGCAGCUACAGCAGCAGCAGCAGUACCACCACCACCACGCCCAGUCGGCUGCACCCUCUCCCAGUCUGACUGCAUCCCAGAAGACUGUAACUACAGCUUCUAUGAUUACCACAAAGACACUACCUCUCGUCUUGAAAGCAGCAACUGCGACCAUGCCUGCCUCUGUUGUGGGCCAGAGACCUACCAUUGCUAUGGUGACCGCCAUCAACAGUCAGAAGGCUGUGCUCAGCACUGAUGUGCAGAACACACCAGUCAACCUGCAGACGUCUAGUAAGGUCACUGGGCCUGGGGCAGAGGCUGUCCAAAUUGUGGCAAAAAACACAGUCACUCUGCAGGUUCAGGCAACACCUCCUCAGCCCAUCAAAGUACCACAGUUUAUCCCUCCUCCCAGACUCACUCCGCGUCCGAACUUUCUUCCCCAGGUUCGACCCAAGCCUGUGGCCCAGAAUAACAUUCCUAUUGCCCCAGCACCUCCUCCCAUGCUUGCAGCUCCUCAACUUAUCCAGAGGCCUGUUAUGCUGACCAAGUUUACCCCCACGACCCUCCCUACCUCCCAGAAUUCCAUCCACCCCGUCCGUGUCGUCAAUGGGCAGACUGCAACCAUAGCCAAAACGUUCCCCAUGGCCCAGCUCACCAGCAUUGUGAUAGCUACUCCAGGGACCAGACUCGCUGGACCUCAAACUGUACAGCUUAGCAAGCCAAGCCUUGAAAAACAGACAAUUAAAUCUCACACAGAAGCAGAUGAGAAACAAGCAGAGAGCCGCACCGUCACCCCCCCUGCCGCGCCCAAACCCAAACGGGAGGAGAACCCGCAGAAACUUGCCUUCAUGGUGUCUCUAGGGUUGGUAACACAUGACCAUCUAGAAGAAAUCCAAAGCAAGAGGCAAGAGCGGAAAAGGAGGACGACGGCGAACCCCGUGUACAGCGGAGCCGUCUUUGAGCCCGAGCGUAAGAAGAGUGCAGUCACAUACCUGAAUAGUACAAUGCAUCCUGGGACCCGGAAGAGAGGUCGUCCUCCAAAAUACAAUGCAGUGCUGGGGUUUGGAGCCCUUACCCCAACAUCCCCCCCAUCCAGUCAUCCUGACUCCCCUGAAAAUGAAAAGACAGAGACCACAUUCACUUUCCCUGCACCUGUCCAGCCUGUGUCCCUGCCCAGCCCCACCUCCACAGACGGUGAUAUCCACGAGGACUUCUGCAGCGUUUGCAGAAAAAGCGGCCAGUUGCUGAUGUGCGACACUUGCUCCCGUGUGUACCAUCUGGACUGCUUAGACCCGCCUCUGAAGACGAUCCCCAAGGGCAUGUGGAUCUGUCCCCGAUGCCAGGACCAGAUGCUGAAGAAGGAAGAAGCAAUUCCGUGGCCCGGAACUUUAGCAAUUGUUCAUUCCUAUAUCGCCUACAAAGCAGCAAAAGAAGAAGAGAAACAGAAGUUACUUAAAUGGAGUUCAGAUUUAAAACAAGAAAGAGAACAACUAGAGCAGAAGGUGAAACAGCUCAGCAAUUCUAUAAGUAAAUGCAUGGAAAUGAAGAACAGCAUCCUGGCCCGACAGAAGGAGAUGCACAGCUCCCUGGAGAAGGUAAAACAGCUGAUCCGCCUCAUCCAUGGCAUCGACCUCUCCAGACCUGUAGACUCUGAGGCCACUGUGGGGGCCAUCUCCAACGGCCCGGACUGCACCCCCCCUGCCAGUGCUGCCACCUCCACGCCGGCCCCCUCCCCCUCCUCUCAGAGCUGCACAGCGAACUGUAAUCAGGGGGAAGAGACUAAAUAACAGAGCCCUGCUAGGAGAAGCCACGGGAUCCCGGCGGCGAGGAGAGAAAAACACUGAAGACUCUAGAAAAGCAAAGCCGGAUUUCUUCUGGAAAGUACGGAAUUCUUUUGGUUCUUUGGUUCCAGAGAGAGAGAAGAUGCUUGUGCCAGGUGGCACCAGAGUUUGCCAAUUGAUCCUUCUUAUUCUGUGUGUACAUGCAAAGAUUGGACCAUGUUACAUGAAAUAGUGCCAGCUGGAGGUUUUUUGCCAGCACCAUGCCAAGUGAAAUAAUAUAUUUACUCUCUCUAUUAUACACCAGUGUGUGCCUGCAGCAGCCUCCACAGCCACCGUGGGUUUGUUUUUGCUUCGUUGGGCGGGGAGCAGGGACGGGCGGAGGGAGGAGAGCAGGUUUCAGAUCCUUGUUUGCCGAGCCGUUCGUUUAGGUAGAGAAGACAAGUCCAAAGAGUGUGUGGGCUUUUCCUGUUUCUAAACUUUCACUACUAUAAAACCAAAAAAAGAAAAUCGAGAUUUAACCAACCCCAGUGCCCG